AAACGGAAAACCCUAAAGAACUUUAGGUUUAGGUUUAAAUAGUCUCUUCAGCAAGAGGUAAGACGCCUUCAGCUGCUCUUGCUCUCCUCAACUUUUUGCUUCUAACCUUCUAAGCGAAAAUGGUGUUCAAGAGGUACGUGGAGAUCGGGAGAGUUGCACUUGUUAACUACGGAAAAGACCAUGGAAAGCUCGUCGUCAUCGUCGACGUCGUUGACCAGAACAGGGCUUUGGUUGACGCCCCAGACAUGGAGAGGAUCCAGAUGAACUUCAAGAGGUUGUCUCUCACCGAUAUCGUGAUUGAGAUCAACAGAGUCCCAAAGAAGAAGGCUUUGAUCGAGGCCAUGGAGAAGGCUGACGUGAAGAACAAGUGGGAGAAGAGCUCAUGGGGUAGGAAGCUUAUCGUUCAGAAGCGUAGGGCUAGCCUCAAUGAUUUUGACAGGUUCAAGAUCAUGUUGGCCAAAAUCAAGAAAGCUGGCGUUGUCAGGCAAGAGCUUGCAAAACUCAAGAAGGAGAUCACUGCUUGAUCAAAUUGAGUAUUUAUCUGCGUGUCUUUUUUUCUUUUUGUAUUUUGGAUUGGCAAUUAGUGUUUUUGGAAAUCUCAGCUUCAUUAUCUACACUGUUGUCGGAUCUUAAUUCCAAGUUUAAAACCUUCGAAAUAUUUAGUUUGUUAUUUCA
Molecule: messenger RNA, 675 nt
Organism: Raphanus sativus (radish)
Lineage: Eukaryota; Viridiplantae; Streptophyta; Magnoliopsida; Brassicales; Brassicaceae
Product: 60S ribosomal protein L14-2
Exons: 5
Coding region: 120-524 (134 amino acids)
Biological process (GO): translation; ribosomal large subunit biogenesis
Cellular component (GO): cytosolic large ribosomal subunit; ribosome
Molecular function (GO): RNA binding; structural constituent of ribosome
Source: RefSeq, a predicted model, not a curated record